Lemur catta (Ring-tailed lemur) is the source of this 979-nucleotide messenger RNA. Its product is annotated as serine protease 30-like. Gene Ontology annotation, molecular function: serine-type endopeptidase activity. Gene Ontology annotation, biological process: proteolysis. The transcript is spliced from 4 exons. The coding region runs from base 1 to 915 and encodes 304 amino acids. Lineage: Eukaryota; Metazoa; Chordata; Mammalia; Primates; Lemuridae. The record is from RefSeq and is a predicted model, not a curated record.
AUGGCCGAGUCGGGGCACAUGUGUGGGGGCACCCUCAUCCACCCCAGCUGGGUGCUCACGGCUGCCCACUGCUUCCUCAAGUCUGUGGACCCCAGGGCCUACAGCGUUAAAAUCGGAGGACUGACAGUGUCCGCUUUGGAGCCUCACACUUCCAUGGUGCCCGUGGAGAGGCUCCUCGUCCACCCCUUGUACCACAAACACAAGCUGUCCAGUGGAGACAUUGCCCUGCUCCAGCUGGCCUCCCCCGUGCAGCCCUCCGACUUCACCCCCAUCUGCCUCCCAACACCCCACGACUCCUUCACUGUUGGGACCCUGUGCUGGGUAACAGGCUGGGGCUCCAUCCUUCAGAGAGCCCUGUCAAGUGUCCUUGAGGAAGUGGCUGUGCCCCUGUUGGACUCGAACAUGUGCGAGCUGUUGUACCAUCUCGGAGAGUCCAACCUGGUGGGGCUGCGCCUCAUCAAGGACGACAUGCUGUGUGCUGGCUUUGUCGAGGGCAAGAAAGAGUCCUGCAAGGGUGACUCCGGGGGGCCGCUGGUCUGUGCCGUCAACAACACGUGGAUCCAGGUCGGGAUUGUGAGCUGGGGGUUUGGCUGUAUUUGGGCCUACCGGCCUGGCGUCUACACCCGAGUGUCAGCCUACACAGACUGGAUUCAGAAAACGCUGUCCGAGUAUCAAUCAGGCGCCUCCGAGUCCCACCCAGGCACCCCUGGGCCCCUGUCAAGCACCUCUGAGUCUCGCCCAGGUGCCCCGGGGUCCCCGUCAAGUGCCUCUAAGUUCCCCCCAGGUGCCCCAGGGUCCCACCCAGGUGGCCCCUUGUCCCGCCCAGGCUCCUCAGGGUCUGCCCUAGGCGCCCCUGGGGCCUGCCGGGCGCUGCUGCCUGUGCUGUGGGCCUUCCCCUCGCUUGGGGCCCUGUGAGCCAGGCCCUCUUCUGGUGGGGUUUGUUGAAUCUGCUAAUAAAAAAUGCAAGUUAUGUAUUUUA